AUGGGUGCCCAAACUUCAUCUGUUACUUCUAAUCAAGAAUUGAAUGAUAAUAUAAAACCACCAAAUGAUGUUCAACAUUCAACAGCUAAAGAUCCAAUAGAUCAAUGUCCUCAUUUUCAACAACAAUCAACUCCAAAAACAACUUAUGUAAGUGAAUGUCCUAUGUCAGGUUCAGUCGGUAAUAGUGAUGUUAACCCAUUAAAUAUGAUGCCACCAGCUAAUCAAAUGCCAGCACCUGAUCAACCAUUUUCAUUAUCAACAACACGUAUUACUUCAAAUAUCCCUAAAAUAUCUGAAAAAGAGGAAAAUUGGGUUUAUCCAUCUCCACAAAUGUUUUGGAAUGCAAUGUUACGUAAAGGUUGGCGUUGGCAAGAUGAUGAAUUAACACCAGUUGAUAUGGAAAAUAUUGUUCGAAUGCAUAAUAUUAAUAAUGAACUUGCUUGGUUAGAAGUAUUAAAAUGGGAAGCAUUACAUGCAAACGAAUGUAUGAAUCCUCGUUUAGCAUCAUUUGGUGGAAAAGCUAAAGAUUUUUCACCUCGUGCUCGAAUUCGACAUUGGUUAGGUUAUAAACUUCCAUUUGAUCGGCAUGAUUGGCUUGUGGAUCGAUGUGGAAAACGUGUAAGAUAUAUUAUUGAUUAUUAUGAUUCAGAACAAGUUGAUCAUGAUACAUUAACAUUUACAAUCUUAGAUGUUCGACCUGCAUUUGAUUCAUUUGGUGCUGUUUGGGAUCGCAUGCGUGCUGCGUGGUGGCGUUGGACAGUACGAGAACACUAUGAUACAACAGAAGCGAAUACACGCGAUGAAUUAAUCAAAACAGCUAAGCGUGAACUCGAUAAUAAAAAAGAACAAUUAAGGCCUUCUCAAUAA
This is a messenger RNA of Rotaria sp. Silwood2, 867 nucleotides long. The record is from the annotation of a GenBank genome assembly. Lineage: Eukaryota; Metazoa; Rotifera; Eurotatoria; Philodinida; Philodinidae.